Messenger RNA from Punctularia strigosozonata HHB-11173 SS5, 186 nucleotides. RefSeq lists its product as uncharacterized. Lineage: Eukaryota; Fungi; Basidiomycota; Agaricomycetes; Corticiales; Punctulariaceae. Bases 1 to 186 code for a protein of 61 amino acids. The transcript has 3 exons. The record is from RefSeq and is a predicted model, not a curated record.
AUGUCCAUCAACACCAUGUACAUUGCCUUCUACAUCGCAUUGCUGUUGGCGGUGCUGCAAGUCAGUGCAGCUCCCGCUGUUAUCGGGGUCGGUGUUAGCGACCUCCGGGCGCGCACGCCUGAGGACACCGAAGCAUUGACACCACCGGAUACGGCGGAUUGGUUCCUCGCCGCGACGGGCGAGUAG